Molecule: messenger RNA, 3719 nt
Organism: Mytilus californianus (California mussel)
Lineage: Eukaryota; Metazoa; Mollusca; Bivalvia; Mytilida; Mytilidae
Product: polyhomeotic-like protein 2
Exons: 14
Coding region: 92-2728 (878 amino acids)
Cellular component (GO): PRC1 complex; nucleus
Molecular function (GO): protein binding; zinc ion binding
Source: RefSeq, a predicted model, not a curated record
CCGGUUUACAUUUUCAAUAUGGCGACUUUUGUCUAGACCUCUUUGUUUGCAAACAUUGCAUGUUCGUCGACGAAAGAUAUAGAUAGUCAAUAUGACUGAACAACAGGGACAGCCAUCACAGUCCCAGACCCCACAACAGUCUCAACCCAACCAACAACAGCAACAACCAGCAGCAGUGUCACAGCCAGCACCAACUAAUGUAACUACUCAGUCACAGACAGUGCAACCACAGACUCCAGCUCAGAAUGUCCAACAACCAACUCAACAACUACAACACCAAAAUCUUCAGCAACAGGUUCAUCAAGUACAACAAGUUCAACAGACAACACAACCUUCACAGCAACCACAGCCUCAACAACAACAGCAACAACAACAAGUACAACAUCAACAGAUCCAGCCUCAACAAGUAACACAACAACAAACAAUACAAAAUCUACAGCAGGUUCAACAAGGACAGAUGCAGGCUACCAGUUGUGGUACACCCAACCUGAUACAGGCAGGGAAUCAGUUAACACAAGCAACUACCAUGACUACUGGUCUCCGUACUCCUGGUAUCCCACAGGUUCAGGUUAUCCCUCAGUUACACAGCCCACCAUAUCAGAUAUCACAGUUUCCUUACAAUCAACAACAGAUUAUGUUACAAAAUGCAAUGCAAGCUGCUAUGCAGGCCAGUGCAAUGAACAUGAAUAUGACACCACAACAACAGUUAAAUAUGAGUAUGGCUAUGGCAAUGCAAGGCAGACCAUCAUCUGUUAGUGGAAUGAACAGUCCUGGCUUAAUGUCACCCAGUCCUACAACACCUACACAGCAAUUAAGUAUGAAUUUUGCCACAUCAGUACAGAAUCUAGUCACCAAUGCAGUAGCUCAGAAUGUUACAGCAAAGAGUCGGCAGACCACAGGAACAGUACAGGCACAAGCCACUGCCCUAGUAGCAGGCAAACCUAUCAUGCCAACCCAGGCAAUGCCUGGUACACCAAUUGUGUUGGGACAGUUGAGUGUUUUACCAAAUCAGGUGGGAAAUUCUCAAGGUUUUGUAACUUCAAAAGGGCAGACAUUUUCUGUAGCUGUUGCAAACAAUGGACAACAGAUGUUGACAUCACAAGCAGGAGCUUUCAGACUUUCCCAGCCUCAAGUUGUUUCCAGUACUGGACAGAUCCUUAACUCUCAGCCUUUAUACACAAAUCAGGCAAUGCUACAAGCCAUGGCUAAUCUGCAGCAGCAAGCUGCAUUUCCAUUGGCUACAAACCAGCAAUUGUUGUCAGGGACUGGCCAAUCACAAGCUAUCUUAUCUGGACAGCAGUUAUUUAUCAGAGCAGCCAAUCCCCUGCAGCCUCAGGGAAUCAUAACAGGCAUACAGAAUCUCGGCCAACAAGUGAAGGAUGGUAAAACUGAAACCAUACAAGGUCUGCAGGGAAAGGCAACAGUAGCUGGUGUUAUUGGCAAACAGGUUGUUGGGUCACAGGUUGGAAAGACAAUGAUAACACCAUUGAAUAAAACAGCUACUGCCAGAAUUAACCCAACAAUGUCUCAGCGACCAAGAAUAUCCAUACCUAACUUACCAAAAAACCCAAACAGAGGCAGACCAAGAAAUCAGAGUAAAGGUGCACCUGUUGCUAUGGCAACAGCAUCAACUAAUACAGUGGCAUCUGCUUUAUCACAGGCCAGAGCAACUGGUGCUCUCAGUCAAUCUAAACCUGCCACCCCUGUGCACCAAAUGAACCAGGCUGUUCUACUUAAAAGCCAGUCAGACUCAGAGGUGGAGACAUCAAAGAAAAAUGUAAAUGUUGAGAUGGGCAAGAAAUUGAUUGAAGACAAGAAGGAUAAAACAGAUUCCAUUGAGAAAAAGGGAGAUGUUGUUAUAGAGAAACAGAAAGCUAUAGUAAAGCCUCACAUACUUACCCAUGUAAUAGAGGGAUUUGUUAUACAGGAAGGACCAGAACCUUUCCCAGUACAAAGAUCGUCUCUAUUGACAGAAUUUAUUCCCCCUAAACCAGGCCUUGUACCUAUGGAUACAGACAGUGGAUCUGCAGGAAUGUCCAGCAGUCCAGUCCAGUCACCAAAGAAAGUAGAACAUAAAGAGCCUCCUGCUGUAUUUGAAAAGUGUGAAUUCUGUGGAACAGAAGAGCAGAUGGCUAAAUUCAGCAAAAGGUCAAAAAGGUUUUGUUCCAUGAUCUGUGCUAAGCGUUACAAUGUUGCACAUAGAAUAUCCAUGCUUAAACAAAGAGGACGUGGAACUGUUGGACGCCCACCGCUUGGAGGUAGAUAUAUGAGAAAAAGAGGGAAGCCAUUAAACCUUAGAAAAGGAUGGAGGCCUGGGCGAGGUGGAAGAUUAUCUUAUAAUACUAACUCAAAGACUCCAGGAGAGAUUGGAAUGAAAGAGAAUCAGUUUGACCAGGAGGAGAUGUCAAAUUCAUCACUGUCAGACAGUAGCUCCACACCAGACUCUCCCCCACCACCACGUCAUGUACAAACACACAGUGAGACAGAUAUGGAAACAGAUAUACCAAAGUCACAUCCUUCUAAAUGGAAUGUUGUUGAAGUGUAUGAAUUUAUCAAAGUACUUCCAGGAUGUGCACCUUAUGCCGAAGAAUUUAGAUCCCAGGAGAUUGACGGUCAAGCCUUAAUGCUUCUUAAAGAAGACCAUUUGAUGACCACUAUGAGCAUGAAGUUGGGACCAGCCUUGAAAAUUUGUGCUAAAAUAAACUCUUUGCGAGAAGGACAUGACUAAAAUAUUUUUGCCAAAGGCAGACAUUUUUAUUGGUGCAGUACACGUAAAAGUGUGAUAAUGUAUAUAUGUGUAAUAUUGUUGUGUAUGAUACAAUGUAAUUGGUUGUUAGAAUAGAUUGAAUUUAUUUGGAAUAUAUUGUUUGCUCAUAGUAGUAUGCUUGUACUAUAUAACAUAUAUGGGAAGGCCUAAAUUUGGUCCAAAAAAGGUUUAAACUGUCAUAUUCUAUCUAAACACAAUAAUUACAUCUUUUAUAUGCAUAUUAAAAUCAAGUUUUUUUUUAUACUGCAUGCUUAGUACAGCUUUGAUAGAUUGGAAAGAAUAAUAUUCCAGAUAUUAGUCAGAUUUAUGGUUUUAAUGUUUUUUAAGGUGUAUUUAGUGGAACUGCACUUAUAAACCCAAAACUAGAAAUUUGUUUAUGAAAGCACAAAAAUGGGCAUUUUCACAAAAAAGAAAUACUGUUGGACCAUGCAUGUGGUAAUAGGUCCCCUGAAGCAAAGUCUAUCCAAAUUUAGGCCUUAAUCAGUCUAAAUGAUAUUUUCAUUUAAAGUACACAUUUAUAAAAUCAGAAUGAAAUUAUCACAAAUAUAAUUUUUAUAUUGUAAUCAUCUAUUAUUUAUACAUUGUUAACAUUAUAUAUUUUAAAUAAAUGAAAAGUUAAAAGUUAAUUUAGUGACAUUUCAUAGAAUUUUAAAGUAAAAAGUUAAUUAAAAGAUAUUUAAUGGAAUUAACAGGACCAAUAAAAUUAUUCACGAAGCUACUUAUUUUUAGUACCAUGUCCAGUAAUAAGUUGUAGAUCUUUUAUUUCUGUUAAUUAAAUUUUUGAAUAUUAAAUAUCUUAUUCCUAAUUUUGACAUUUUUUUCUAAGCAGGAAAUUUUCUGGCUCAUCUUAAUUAUUGCUUGAUCUCUGUUGGUAUAUUUCAAAAAAUAUCUUUGCCUUGUUUAUUACUAUAUGUAGCAUGUAUAAUCGUGAAUAAAAAAAAGAUAACAUAUA